This is a messenger RNA of Suillus discolor, 975 nucleotides long. RefSeq lists its product as uncharacterized. The coding region runs from base 1 to 975 and encodes 324 amino acids. The record is from RefSeq and is a predicted model, not a curated record. The transcript is spliced from 3 exons. Lineage: Eukaryota; Fungi; Basidiomycota; Agaricomycetes; Boletales; Suillaceae.
AUGUGUGAAGUCCAACUGGAUAUCGACGUUAUUCGGUACAACGAGGCCUUGACGGAAUGGGAAUCAGGACUCAAUGAUGCUCGUGAAAAAGCCUUGUUGGCAAAGUUCCCUCCCGUGGAACCCAUGUUGUUGGAUCACCCAUUGGUGGUGAUUGACUCUGGCUACCGAAUCAUCUUAUGGUAUCUGCCGGAUAUGUUCAUUGCCACAGUCGAUAUGGGCAACCUGUUGCAAAACAGCAUUACUGCUGGAAAGAUGUCAACCGGAAGGACAACGAAAUGGAGGACAAGCUCUUCAAACUUUCACGUGGCAAGGGAACCAGGUCUAAUUCCCAGGUGCAUCAAUAUUUCACCUUGCUGGUUUCAACAGGGACACGAGAACCCGUCGGAAGGGUUUGUACCGGAAGUCUCUGCCACUCUAAAGGGCGAUAGCGGCCUCUCUUCAAUUAUAGAUAUGCAGCGUCUGGCCCUCCUAUCUUCGGCUGCCCUCAGGGUCAUGCACCCACAGCUUUACCGGGCAUCAAUGUCCACUCAUGUAAAACUCGGGCAUUGGGUGGCAGCGCAAGGUCAAGAUCAGAUGUACCGAUGUCUCCAGCAUUGGGCAUCAGUAUAUUCCAGCGCCGCAAUUGUUUGCAAUGGGCAAUCACCCAGUCAUUGGGAUCCCAAAUGCCCGCCAGAGGGAUUUGACAUUCUCACAUGCAUAGGAAGCUAUGAUCAUGCCGUGAUGAAUUUAACAAACUUGAGGAUUGAUCUGGUUUAUAAUCCGGGAGUCAUGGUAAGUUAUUCUGGCCAUCUUGUGAGGCACGGUGUCCGAGUUGGCGAGGGUGAUAGGAUUGUGUGGGCUUGGUUUAUGCAGGACAGCGUGCAUAACUAUGCUGGAACACCACAGACAGAGUUUGCAAAAUACAACCUGGCCGACUUCACCACAUACCACCUAGCUAGAUAUAAUCAUGCUGAUUUCAUUUGGUACCGGACAUAA